Messenger RNA from Chanos chanos (milkfish), 2311 nucleotides. RefSeq names its product nucleolar protein 10 (gene nol10). NCBI's taxonomy places the organism in Eukaryota, Metazoa, Chordata, Actinopteri, Gonorynchiformes, Chanidae. Gene Ontology annotation, cellular component: 90S preribosome; small-subunit processome; nucleus. Gene Ontology annotation, biological process: maturation of SSU-rRNA from tricistronic rRNA transcript (SSU-rRNA, 5.8S rRNA, LSU-rRNA). The coding region runs from base 1 to 2094 and encodes 697 amino acids. The transcript has 22 exons. Gene Ontology annotation, molecular function: protein binding. The record is from RefSeq and is a predicted model, not a curated record.
AUGCAGGUGUCCAGCGUGAAUAACGUAAAGAUUUAUAAUUUGAGUCACGGAAAAUCUCUGCCUGAGUGGCUCUCAGACCGAAAGAAAAGAGCUUUACAAAAGAAGGAUGUCGAUGUUCGGCGAAGAAUCGAGCUUAUUCAGGACUUUGAGAUGCCGACAGUUUGUACGUCCAUCAGAGUGUCACGUGAUGGGCAGUACAUUUUGGCAGCAGGCACUUAUAAACCCAGAGUACGGUGUUACGACACCCACCAACUGUCUCUGAAGUUUGAGCGAUGCCUGGACUCUGACGUGGUGGCCUUUGAAAUCCUGUCUGAUGACUACUCUAAGCUGGUAUUUCUGCACAUCGAUCGCUAUGUAGAAUUCCAUUCCCAGCAUGGGUUCUACUAUAAGACCCGAAUCCCAAAGUUUGGGAGAGACUUCUCCUACCAUUAUCCCUCCUGUGACCUGUACUUUGUAGGAGCCAGCUCAGAGAUAUAUCGGCUGAAUCUGGAACAGGGCAGAUUCCUUAACUCUCUCCAGACCAGUGCAGUAGAGGUCAAUGUGUGUGACAUCAACCCUGUGCACCACUUGUUUGCUGCAGGAACUUUGGAGGGUAAAGUGGAGUGCUGGGACCCUCGCGUGAGGAACAGGGUUGGUUUGUUGGACUGUGCUCUCAGCAGCGUAACAGAGGGAACAGAAGUAGAGGGAUUACCGUCAAUCAGUGCCCUCAAAUUUAACGGUUCCCUUGGCAUGGCAGUAGGCACCAGCACUGGACAGGUCUUAAUGUAUGACUUGCGCUCCUCUCACCCGUUGCUUGUUAAAGACCAUUACUACGGCCUACCCAUUAAAGCCCUGCAUUUCCACGAACCUCUGGACCUGGUGCUGUCAGCGGACUCUAAGAUCAUUAAGAUGUGGAACAGAGACAAUGGAAAAGUUUUCUCCUCUAUUGAGCCUCAAAGCAACAUCAAUGACAUGUGUGUCUAUCCGGGGUCUGGAAUGCUCUUCACUGCCAAUGAGGACCCAAAGAUGAACACAUUCUAUGUACCUGCUUUAGGCCCCGCUCCACGCUGGUGUUCCUUCUUAGAUAACUUAACUGAGGAACUGGAGGAGAACCCAGAAACCACCGUUUACGACGACUACAAGUUCGUCACACGCAAAGACCUAGAGAACCUUGGUCUAACUCACCUGAUUGGCUCAGCCCUCCUGCGAGCCUAUAUGCACGGCUUCUUCAUGGACAUCCGACUGUACCACAAGGUGAAGACUUUGGCAAAUCCAUUUGCCUAUGAGGAAUAUCGUAAGGACAAGAUCCGCCAGAAAAUCGAAGAGUCUAGAACCCAGAGAGUACAGCUUAAGACCCUGCCCAAGGUGAAUAAAGAACUGGCCAUUAAGCUGAUGGAAGAAGGAGAGGAGGAGAAUGAGCUGGGGAACAGGAAGAAGAAGGGCAAGACAUCCACGAAUAUCCUUCACGACGACCGGUUUAAGGUGAUGUUUGAGAACCCAGAUUACCAGGUGGAUGAGCAGAGUGAAGAAUAUCGUCUGCUCAACCCCAUUGUGUCUAAAGUGAGUCAGAAGAGAAGGAAACAGCUCCAGCAGCUUGCCCAGCAGGAGGCCGAACUCCGGAAGGAAGAGGAGGAUGAAGAACCAGAAGGUCGGGCCAGUUCUGAGGAAGAGGAGGAGAGUUCCGACGAUGAUGAUAAGAGCUGGGUGGAGGAGGUACGGGAGCAGCGGCGCCUCCUGCGGGUGGAAGAGAGAGAGAGGAAAUAUAAGGAGCGGAAACAGCAGGACCCCCAGUCUCAAAACCAACCUCGUUUCUACCAGAUCAAAGCCGGGGAGGAGUUCCGCAGCUUCAAGGAUGUUGCCCGAAAACAGAAAAUGCAAAAGGCCUCUCUUGAGGAGCGUCUAAAACUGGAGGAGCAAUCAGGGAUGUUGAAUCUGUCUGACACAGCAGUUGGAAGCAAACAGCUGACCUUCACUCUCAAAAAGUCGGAAAAACAGCGUUCCCAGCAGCAGGCAGAGCGGGAUCAUCAUGAAGAGAGGAGAAAGAUCCGGAGAGCAGCUGGCCACCUACACAGCCGCAGAGGAAGAGGAAGAGGAAGGGGUAGAGGUCGCUACUGACCUGGUCUACCAUUUACAGAGACCCCUAAAGCAGCUUAUAGAUAGAGCAGAGUACAAGUUGCCUCACAGACAACUAGUGAAAAGUUUUCCUGUUGUUGUUAUUUGUCUGUUCUUCAUAUCCUGCUGUGUUCCUGCAGAUUGGACUGGAUGUUUCUAGUUAAUGAAAUGGCCAGAUCCAAUGAGAAAAAGCAGGAAUGAGGAAAACAUAUUUUAUUUC